UGUGUCCCUACUAGGUUCCGGUAUCCGGGCGCUCUUGGACCAACGUGCGGGACGGUUUGGAGUUGCUUCUCCAGUUGCUCUUUGUUCCCAAAUAAAACCCAACUGAACCCGAUUCGGGUCCCCGCCGAUCAGCAGGAAUGCCGGAAAAGGAUUCGUUCGACGGUGCCGAGCCGAGUUAUGGUGCGAUCGUGUCGGCGUACAAGUCGGCAGUUGUUGUGUCACCGCAAACCAGUGCACAACAUCAGCUCAGCCAGCAGCAACAACAGCGUCACGAUAACGGCCACCACUCUUCGCAACCGAUCGACGGCCAGCAGCAGCAGCAGCAGCACCCGGACACGUUCGGAACCGUGGACCAGGAACGCGAUCGGCGUUUAUCGGUGGCCGAGCCGACCGAGCACGAUAUCGGCGAGCCGAGCCUGAUAAGGGCGGCGACGCACACAGGUGAACAGGCCACGAGUACCGGUGCCCUCACCAACACCCCCUCGGUGAUAACGUCCUGCGCGAAGGUGUUAUCGGGAGCCGGCGCCGUGAAGUUGUCACCGUACGGCGGCAGCGAUCAGCUGGCCAGCGAUAGCGGCUCACCUCCACGCUUCUCCACGCUACACACCGUCAUUAGCAGCAGCAACAGUAGCACCAGCUACGGUCAUUCACCCGUCACCCCGUACCACCAUCACCCGCAGCAGCAUCAUCCGCCGCAGCAUCACUCGGUGUGGCCUUGCGACCUGAGCUACAAGCCGGUGGUGGACAAGGCCCUGAACCCGUCACCCGGACCGGGCGACCUGUCACCGCCACCGCAGCCGCCUCAGCCGCAACCACCACCGCACGCAUCGCACCCUCGCUACCUCGGCGAACCGGACGGUGGGCCCGAUCCGGCGCUCCUGGCCGGAAUGCGCGGCAGUCUGCUCGCGAUGUAUCCUUCGUACGCGUCGCCGAACGGUGCCGGCGGCGGCGGCGGGUGCCUUCAGCUGGGCGAUACGACCGUACUCCAGCAUCAGCGGGAAGAGGAGAUGGCCUCCCUGCACCACCAUUUGCACCAUCAUCAGCAUCACCAAGAGGCGAUGGCCCAGCAGCACAGCAUCGACGAGAUGAUUGCCGACACGCUCAAGGACGAGCAGUGCUCGAUCGUGGACAGCUACCUCACCCCGCACGGGACGCUGGUGGUCGGUGGUGGAUCGGUGGCGGAACACCACCUCAACCAACAGCAUCAACAGCCGCCAGGGGAACACGCCAGCCAUUUCGAGUACGCCAGCAUUUAUCACAACAACAAUGACAAGAGCGUCAUCAACUACAACCACGCGGCCCAGCAUCAGCAGCAUCAGCAGCAUCAGCAACACCACCACCACAACCAUCACGCCGGGGCCCACACGCACACCACCAGCAGUGAGUCGCGCAGUCCGGACUACUCGCAUGAGGAGUACGAUGGUGGGCUGCAGAGCUUCACCCAGUUGAUCAACGUGCCUCGGGCGAGCGAUACCGCUUCGUCCUCGUCGUCGGCGGCCGCCAUGUACCAUCAUCAGCAUCCCCAUCAUUCGCAGCAUCAUCAGCAGCAGCAUCAUCAACAUCAGGUGGCCGCAACGACCGCCGCCGCUGCCGCCGCCGCCGCAUCGGCUGCGCUGGCCGGCCAUACCACCCCAACACCCUCGAUGACGUCGUCGCCCACGUCGUCCGGCGAUCACCUGGCGCACCCGGGCGCGAUGGUCGGUAGCACCUCGAUCCUGCACUCGGCCGCCGCCGCCGCCGCGAGCAACGGAUCCGGCAGUGGUGAUCCGGCCGGGAUGUCGGCGCUCUACGAUACGCUCCAGGCCGGUGUCCUUCCUGGCGGCCCAUCGUACGGUCGUUGCUCGUUCUCGACGAUGCAGUACUUCAACGGCAGCCCAUCGCAGGAGGCGGCCCACCUGUGGACGAGCGGCGUCGGUGGGCUCGACGCCGACUACAUGAAGGGCACCCUGCCAGGGUUCCAGCGAAUCGCUUCCGGGGCCGGCACGGCCCGGGGCAACCCGUACAGCUCGAUCUCGGCGGCACCGUACGCCCAACAGAAUGAACCAUGGUCGCAGGUGUACGACACCAACAGCAUCGCGUACAGCGUGGCCACCUCCAGCACCACCACCCCGGCCACGGUCAAUCGGGGUCGAACGAGCGUCCCUACGACCGCCUCGUCCCACUUCCCGGCCGCGGCUUCGCUCACAGCCAUGGGCCUCGACGCGGACCUGUACACGGAGGGACGAGAGUGCGUCAAUUGUGGGGCCAUCCACACGCCCCUCUGGCGUCGCGACGGAACGGGCCACUACUUGUGUAACGCGUGCGGACUCUAUCACAAGAUGAACGGCAUGAAUCGUCCCCUGGUCAAACAGCCAAGACGUUUGAGCUCGGCACGGCGAACGGGACUGCAGUGUUCGAACUGCAACACUACGAACACCUCGCUGUGGCGGCGCAACCAGGUCGGUGAACCGGUAUGCAACGCCUGUGGCCUCUACUACAAGCUACACAACGUCAACCGUCCGCUGGCCAUGAAGAAAGAUAACAUUCAGUCACGCAAGCGGAAACCGAAGGGAAGUAAGAACAGCGACGGAAGCACCACCAAAAGCAAACUGAAAUCAGAAGAGCUGAAAAUUGUGCACAUUGGCGAGGCGUCCAGCUACGACAAGAGCGUCCGAUCGUCCCCAUCGAGCGAGGGAAGCAACCAGUCGCCGUCACACCAUGGCCACCUGUCGCCAAUAUGCUACACACAGCAGGUUCCGUCGCCGAUCACGAGCACGCCGUCGAACGCGGCCACCGGCGGCAAGUACGGUGCAGCGGUGCAGCCGAAGAACAACAGUAGCGGCGGCGUGUACAUGAUGUCGUCACCGUCGCCGAUGAACUCACUGUUCGGUGGUAGCCCAUCGAACGCGGUGUCUUCCCACCACCACCAUCAGUCGCCGCUGAGUCCGGACGGUGGCAGCUACUCGCUAUCGGGGGGCGUCGGAGGUACGGGCCACGCCGGAAGCAACGGGUCGACAAUGGUGAGCCCCAAGUACCACCAGAGCCCUCCACAGUCACCGGUCACCGACCAGAUGUACUACGAGAUGCCAGGGAGUGAGAUGCUGCCGGCGGACGUGCCGGGGAUCAAGAUGGAGCCGAUGGGCGGGAACCACUACGGCGGCGGGGCAUACCAGCAGCAGCACGACCACAUCCUCGGCGGGCUCGGUGGCGGGCACAGUCAGAGCCGCAGCCCCUCGUCGGUGGCGGAGGACGACGGCGAGCAGGCGCACUCGGCGCAGGAUUUGGUCGAGAGCAAGCACAACAUCAAUCGUCCCACCGUCGUGUCGAUGUCCAGAUAGGGCGCCCCUCGGGCCGCGCUACGCCACGAAUCUCGCUUCGUCUCACUCAGAAUCGAACCGCUUACCAAAUGCCAAAUGAACUGAAUGACGCAAAAGACUCUACAAUCGUUGCUGACAUAGAUCUAAAGAGUAGCUGAGCAACGAGAUACCUUUAUUUUUUUUAAAGCACAAUUUUUUUAAGCGUCUCGAAUGUGCGGGCCAGCCACACUUCGGAGCUAGCGAUACUACGCUCUCUAAGGGUGCUUGCUUGGCGUUCGAGAGACUCGAGAUGUUUUAAGUAGCAAACUGCACCGUGUCACGUAAGACGGCGGCACUUGAUCACGGGAUGUGCUAAAUAUUUCACCGAUAGGACACUAGGUAGGAGAUCAGACCGGAUCUCCUGUCCGGUAGGAGGCACUAGCUCUUAAGGUAGCAAUAAGGGGCUACAUCGCUUUUUAGCAGGCGCGCGCUUAUAAGUAGCUGUAAAUAUAGUACGCCGAUUAAGGUGAUCGAAUCUCGAGCCCUGGUGCAGGAGGCUGGUGCCUGGAGGCUUUACUUGUACAGCAGACUAGAGCCCUCGGAUAGAUACUUCGCAAUCGUUCCAAAUUUUAAGUUAGAUCGAAAAACAAUGCUCCCAUGACUCCCGUCACAUGAAACUCGGCGAUAGCUGAUGUGUCGGGUUUUGCUAGAAAUUGAAUUACUUUGAAACUUGUUCACCGACUUUGAUAGAUUUUAAAUUUUGUACCAUAAAUAAAUGUCUGUUAACAGU
This is a messenger RNA of Anopheles cruzii, 4065 nucleotides long. RefSeq names its product box A-binding factor-like. The record is from RefSeq and is a predicted model, not a curated record. Gene Ontology annotation, molecular function: zinc ion binding; DNA-binding transcription factor activity, RNA polymerase II-specific; RNA polymerase II cis-regulatory region sequence-specific DNA binding. The transcript has 8 exons. Gene Ontology annotation, biological process: positive regulation of transcription by RNA polymerase II; cell fate commitment; negative regulation of transcription by RNA polymerase II. Bases 138 to 3317 code for a protein of 1059 amino acids. Lineage: Eukaryota; Metazoa; Arthropoda; Insecta; Diptera; Culicidae.